AUAUAUCUCCAGAUCCGGUGCAAACAUGUUCUCUCGGCCUCCAACACACCAUCGUCGUGCUACCAAUCAGGGCGGACAACAGCCUUUGGAUCUAACAAGUAAGGACAACUCCAUAGGAUGCAUUCUUGGGGGCGUAUUCGACAGGUUGGGUGCACAUGGAAUGGGUCAUACCUUCUGAGAGACGACGAUGACAAUACCCUUCUAUCGAUAGGAAGUAAUGCCCAUGGUCAACUAGGUUGGGAGUCGCAAGUCGAGGAGAACGGAAUUACUGUCGGGCCUGUCGAAUUUACAUUAUCCCACGAUGGCAAAUUGCCUCCACUGAGGUCCUUUGCUUGUGGCAGCGAACAUGAUCUCUCCCCUCUGGCCCGUCGGACAUAGAAGUUUGGGGGUAGGGGUGGAACGAGCACGGUAACUUUGGGUUGGACCAUAUGGAUGAUGUG
Suillus subalutaceus is the source of this 440-nucleotide messenger RNA. RefSeq lists its product as uncharacterized. The record is from RefSeq and is a predicted model, not a curated record. Bases 118 to 378 code for a protein of 86 amino acids. Lineage: Eukaryota; Fungi; Basidiomycota; Agaricomycetes; Boletales; Suillaceae. The transcript has a single exon.